Messenger RNA from Plasmodium cynomolgi strain B, 1068 nucleotides. RefSeq names its product brix domain containing protein. The transcript has a single exon. Lineage: Eukaryota; Apicomplexa; Aconoidasida; Haemosporida; Plasmodiidae. Gene Ontology annotation, biological process: ribosomal large subunit assembly; maturation of LSU-rRNA from tricistronic rRNA transcript (SSU-rRNA, 5.8S rRNA, LSU-rRNA). Bases 1 to 1068 code for a protein of 355 amino acids. The record is from RefSeq and is a predicted model, not a curated record. Gene Ontology annotation, cellular component: nucleolus. Gene Ontology annotation, molecular function: rRNA binding.
AUGGAGGACGAGGAAAGCAAGGAAGAAAUCAUCGAGCGGUUGGAGGAAGGAAAGGCGAAGACGAGAAAGGGAAAUUUAAUUUUGAAAAAGCGAAAAGGAGAGUUACACGAGUCCACCAAAAACUGCUUAUUCAUUUCGAGCAACAAGAGGACGGAGGAAUUAAAAAAUUUCAUGCAGGAUCUGUACAAUCUACAUAAGCCUUUCACAUGCUACAUGCCCAAAGUGCAUCCCAACUUGGCAGACAUACAAACGAAACUGAAUGAGGUGGUUGACAUAUGUGUACAUAACAGCUGCUCCUUUUUUUUAUCCGUUUUUUCGACGAAGAAGAAGCCUUCGAGAUUUAUUAUUGGAAGAUUAUACAACAACAAGCUGUUCGAUUUUUACGUGUUUACAUUGCUAUCGUACAUUCCUAUGAAAAUAUUUUCGCGUGCAAAGGACGUCCUGUGUGACACCAAGCCGAUUGUUCUCAUUCAGGGGUCCUACUUUGAGGAGACUGACAUUACGAAGAAUUUGCGAAAUGUCCUUUUUGACUUCUUCAAGCACAGGAAUGUAGAAGCAGUGAGCAGCUCCUCUGUGCAGCGCCUCAUCGUGAUUAGCGCGCUGAGCGGGGAUGGCAGCGAGCUGAGCGGUGGUGGAAGCGCACCGAGCGGGGGUGGCAGCGCGCUGAAUGGGGAUGGAAACUCAAAGCAGGUCCUCUCCUUCCGGCAGUACCUACUCCAGAAGGAGCACUUCUACCCCCCACAGAAAGGUGACCCUCCCGCCUUGGAGGAGGUCGGCCCACGCUUCACAUUUGUUAUGAACAAUUCCCAGAUUGCAAACUACCGCCUAUUCGAAGAGGCAACCAAAAACGUGGAUGAACAGUUAAAGAAGAAAAGCAAAAAAAAUAAAUUAAGGAACGUACAAGUGGACGAAUUGGGGAACAGCAUCAAACGAGUCUACGUGCAGAAGCAGAGCUUUGGAAAGCUGCACACGAAGCAUACGAAGCUGCACAAUCGAGUGAAGAAAGCGGGGCGCAGGACCCACCCAGGUGGAGGGAAAAAUGCAAGAGGUGUGCCCCAAGCGUUUUAA